UAGGGUUUGAGGUACAAGUGCAUGUGGAAGUGUGAUGGCGGAUGAAAAAUUCAUAGGUGAGACGGAAAAUGAGUCGCCCCCUGAGAAGAAAUUGAAAUUGGAGGUUGAUGAUAACAAGGAUGAUUUGAAGGGUGAGGAUGAUACAGGAUCUGAUUUGAAGGGUGAGGAUGGAGAGUAUGAUCCAUAUGAUUUCAUGGGUGAGGAUGAUACCGGAUCUGAUUUGAAGGGUGAGGAUGGAGAGCCGAUCAACUAUGAUCCAUAUGAUUGGCAAACUUACCCAGAUAAGGACGUUUUUAUCAAAUAUUAUCAACAGCUACGCGAGAGCGAUGGUUUUGAUUUUGAUGAAUACCCUGGGUCGUGCAUGUUUGCUCCCAUCUACCCCAUUCUAGGAUUUGAACGUCAUCCUGAGUAUGUGGCUAGGAUCAAGGGUUAUGCUUCAAUGGCAAUCAAGAAGUACUACCGCAAACGCAAGGAUGGGAAGGAACGCAAAGUUAAGGAGAUUGUGAGGAUAAAUGCAGGUGGCCCUAGUGACUUUAACUUCUACAUCACCUUUAAAAUUGAUAAUGCUGGGAAGGAAGAAACUUUUCAAGCUAAGGUUGUAAUCUUGAUUGAUGACACAAUUGAGAUUCCAAUAUGCAGGCGCAAAAAGGUCUAACUUGUUGCUGAAAUAUCUGUGGUGACUCCCUUGCGAACAAAACUUUGCUUUCUUCUACUAAACUAGAGCUUGUAAUAUUGGUUUUCGUAUUUGCCAUUGACAAUUUAUUGGCAAGGUACUCGUACUUUUUUCAUGCUUUUGACUUGUAAUGGCUCUAAAUAUAAAUCCCUCAAACACUAUAUGCUACAGCCUACAAGUAUAUGUUCUCAGUAUCUGAAUAGGUUAGUAACAAGUUCACUUUUGAGACA
This is a messenger RNA of Lycium ferocissimum, 903 nucleotides long. RefSeq lists its product as uncharacterized. NCBI's taxonomy places the organism in Eukaryota, Viridiplantae, Streptophyta, Magnoliopsida, Solanales, Solanaceae. The record is from RefSeq and is a predicted model, not a curated record. Bases 35 to 655 code for a protein of 206 amino acids. The transcript is spliced from 3 exons.